GGGGCCCGGGCGGUGAGGCUGAGGGAGGUGCGGCCGGGCUGCUCAGACUGACUGACGGACGGACGGACAGGUGGAGGAGCGGUGGCGGCCGGAGGGAGGUGGUGUAAGAGUAUUCCCUGCGUGUUGCAUUCUCAAGGAGGAAGAUCAUUUCACCUUCACUUUGAACUUCUGUCCACUUCUGUCAAACUCAGGAACGGGAUCUCUUCCUCUAUGGUAAGCGUGACUGGUAUGGGUAAUGGUGUGAAGGAAAGUCAUGUGGGUUUAAGGAAGAACGAUGUGGAGACAGUCUUACCCACUCCUCUUGUUUCCAAGGGAAUGGAUGAUCAGAAUAAAGUUUUCAACUCUCUGAUAUCUGGGGCAUUGGCAGGUGCUCUUGCCAAAACGGCAGUAGCUCCCUUGGACAGAACAAAAAUCAUCUUUCAAGUGUCUUCAAAACGAUUUUCCGCCAAGGAAGCCUUUAGGCUGAUCUACUUCACCUACCUCAAUGAAGGGUUCUUCAGCCUGUGGAGAGGCAACUCCGCCACUAUGGUUCGGGUCAUCCCCUAUGCCGCUAUCCAGUUUUGUGCACACGAGGAGUACAAACAGCUCCUGGGGCGCUACUUUGGAUUCCAGGGAGAAGCUUUACCCCCUUGGCCAAGACUCCUGGCCGGCGCGCUGGCGGGUACGACUGCCGCUUCAUUAACGUACCCCCUGGAUCUGGUCAGAGCCCGGAUGGCCGUCACCCCGAAGGAAAUGUAUGGAAACAUCUUUCACGUCUUUAUCCGAAUGUCCCGGGAAGAAGGCUUAAAGACCUUAUACAGGGGCUUCGCACCAACAGUCCUGGGCGUUAUACCGUAUGCCGGCCUUAGUUUUUUCACUUACGAGUCCCUGAAGAAAUUUCACCGAGAACACAGUGGACGGUCCCAGCCGUAUCCCUUCGAGCGGAUGUUUUUCGGGGCCUGCGCCGGUCUAAUUGGCCAGUCGGCUUCUUACCCUCUGGAUGUGGUUCGUCGGCGAAUGCAGACGGCAGGAGUCACGGGUCACACGUACGGCACCAUUCUCUGCACCUUAAAGGAGAUCGUCAAGGAAGAGGGAUUCAUCCAAGGCUUGUACAAGGGACUGAGCAUGAACUGGGUUAAAGGGCCAAUUGCAGUGGGAAUCAGCUUUACCACUUUUGACCUAAUGCAGAUUCUUCUCCGUAAACUACAGGGAAGAAGCGGUAACGAGAGCUAGUCGUCUAAUACUCCGGUGCUCCAAAGUAUUUAGAGAAUCAAAUGUGUCUGUGUAGAAAAAGCUAAUACUCUCCCACUCAUUAGUGUUCUCCCUCAUUAAUUGAUUUUGUAUUAUUAUUAUUAUUUUUUUUCAUGAUCCAGUUUUCAGUUAUCUGUACCUGGAACGGAUCUUCUCUAACACCAGGUUCUUCUAGCUGAGAAGCAGGUAACCUCUGAGCUGUGGGUAGCAUCCUUGUGUUCUUGAACUGCUUGGGAUUUCCCAGUCCCCUCCUUAUACGCUCCGGUUCUCCUGGUUUAGCGGAGCGGAGAGCGCUUCUGAAAUGAGCCUGGAGGAGGAAGAGGGAGGGUGUCAGAGGAUCGCUGUCUGCACCGCCUGCUCGACGGGGGUUUACGGUAGACGGCACUCAGUGCCUGUCCGUUUGAAACCCCCUCUGAAGUGCAAUAUUUCCCAUAGGGAAGUUUGGGAGUUUGCUGGCUGCCUGAAUAGAGAGGAUAUGAAAUAAUAUAUUGUCAGAGUUUUAUUUGAAUUUGUCAAAAGCUGAUCCCCAAAUGGGAUCCGAAAUGACAGUGGCCUGAGGUCUGGGACUUGCUGCCAUCAGCCUGUCCCCAGACUCAAUGAUUAGCACUAGGAGACCAAAGGGCCCGCCACGGCCCGUGGCCGUUUCGGCCCAGUCCGGCGAGCCGUCCGGGCCGCCCGGAUCGACUCCGACCCUCCAGGGCCCCACGAUACCCGUUUUGGCUCCUCCUGGAUCCCAUUCUGGUUUGUAGACAGCGGAGAGCCGUGGAAGUGUGGUUUGCCCUUACCCGCCUUGAAAUCAUUUUUGUCUGGUCAAAAAGUACCCCACACGCUCUUUUGUGGAUCUCUCUUUGUGUGGGGCCAUCUCGUGUAUGUGUGGGCUUUUUUUUUGUUUGUGUGUGGUUUUUUUGUUGUUUUUUUGUGAGAGAAAGAGAGAGAGUGUGUACUUCACUUUCUGGGCCAGAGGGGCUCGGAGUGCAAGACUCAUUUCCAGAAUCGCUAUCCAGUUGGUUUUCCUGGGAAGCAUUUCCAGACAAAAAUGCCUCCGUUUACGAAAUUAAGACUCAUUUCCAGAAUCGCUAUCCAGUUGGUUUUCCUGGGAAGCAUUUCCAGAUAAAAAUGCCUCCGUUUACGAAAUUAAGACUUCAGCAGUUUAAAGAGGGAUGCUGCCAACUAACCCUCAAUUUGGUACUAACCGCUACUAAGUAGUCUGCAAAAAUAAUCGAGUGUCACCGGACCUUUGUCACAUCUAGAAUGUAUUUACGUGGCAUCUGUUUUAGCUGAGGCCCCUGAGAUCUCCCUAGAGCCCCGGCUUCCAGAAACUCAGCUUUCUAGAGGCCUACACAGUGUAGGCUUGGGAUUCGAAUGGGCCGAGCCUGGCCGUAGGCAACGUUACCGGGAGCAGUUCUGCUGCUGCUCAUCAUUAGGAUGUUCCGGUGCCAUAUCUUCCCCGGUGGCGAACGAAACCUAGAGGCAGAAAAAGCAGGACUAGCUGCAUGCCGUUGUGUUCAGUUGGCUAGCGGGGUGACAUCCACCUAGUAAGGUACUCUAAGAGUCUAUGUGCUUUUGAGUGUAGUUUUGUUGUUUUUUGGAAAUUCACAGAAUCUCCCCAAAUUAAACUUGGAACCCAAAGAGGAGGGGAGGAACCCCCCGGAUCCUGCGUGUCCCAGGCGUACCCCCUGCCCGAUUAGAGGGAGAACCUGGAAGCGGGAGAUUUUUCUCCCCUCCUGGAGGGCUGCUGCUAAACUGGAAAGGACUGAACGAGACUAAGCAGGAGGAAGGCAGACAUAGGUGUUGAAACCAUAUCUUUUUCCGAGUUUAAAAUCGAUAUCAUCACUUUCGUUAGCGUAGCAGGAAGAUCACCGUACGGUUGGCGAUGUUGAACUCCCGGAUCUCUGUUGUUCUUGCGGUCUGUGGUAUUUAUUGAGCGCUUACUGUGUGCAGAGCACUGUACUAAGCGCUUGGGAGAAGACAACACACCAGAGGCGGUAGACACAUUCCCCGCCCACAACGAGCUCACAGUCUCGAGUCUGCUUUCAAGCCAAAGAGUUGGGGGGCGAACAAGACGGCGGUUCCCCGGUCUCUGGUCAUCGGACCCGCGUGACCUUGGCCGAGGACGUUCGACCCGGAGGCUCUAGGUAUUCCCGUGUACUGGCGAAGCUCCGGAGUCUGAGUGGGGUGCUGUGUGCGGAGUGGGGUGAAGGAAGGCUCCGGGCCCCUGGUUCCCCUGCCCCGGAUGAACGGGCGCCAAUCCCAGAGGCAAAGGCUGCACAUCCCGGGAGAGGAAGGAGAUGGAAAUAUGGGACCAGAAGACAGGAAAGGGUGGUCUGUCGCCAGUGAGCUACCUCCAGCCCCGCCUUAGCUGCUGAGUAGGAGGAGGAGUAUGUAUUAAGCGCCUACUGUGUGCCGAGCACUGUACGAAGUGCCAGGAGGGGGAAGAUGAGGGUGGGAAGUAGACAACCCCCAACCCCCGCCCCUCAGGGAGUUCGCAAUCCGAAAUUAGCAGACCACAAUAUCUAGUUUUAGGCCCUUGCGAAGCACCUUUGGAAAGCGACCUGUGGAGCGUUAGGGUUUCUGUCGAUAAUGGGAGUUUUCACCCCUUCCACUCUGGUGGCACAGAUCAGACCUCCCCCCAGCAGUGAGCAACAAGGUUUCUUAGACCUGACGAGCAAAAGGAGCUGGAGUUAGGUCAGGGUGUGCAGGCUUGUCCCGGAAUCGGGGUCUCUUAGGGGCCCUCUGCCCACAGCCACCGAGAUGGAGAACCGGAACCGGGUCCCGCUGAGGGGUCCGGAAGUCUGGGGUGUGGAGUCUUUUCUCCCCUCCCGGCGACUAGAAGAAUCACAAUGUAAUUUACAGCUAGGCUGAUUUUUCCCAACUUGUUUUUAGUAAUCCAACAUUUUCCCCGAGUAGGGAGGGGGUUCUAGUCGUGCCAAUGACCUGAUGACUUUAAUCUGGUAGAUAGUUCAUGUGGUGUGUAAUUUUUGUCCUUUGCACAACAGACGGUCUUGUUAAAAUAACUGGGAUUGUGUGUGGAUCUUGUAGCCCUCUUUCAAUAGAUUUUUUUUUCCUUGCCCUAUUUCUGGCUUGUGGGCAUGAUGAAAAGCUUUCUCUGCAUUCUUUGCUCGCAUGCAUCCACCCGGGUCCCGGAAUCCCAGUGCUGCCUGCGGCGAGGGGGCGGAAACAGGCUUGUGCCUCCCCGAAGAGGGGGCUCCCCCACCUGCCCCCCUUCCCGGUGGUCUAGAACAGCCUACAUGUUUGUAAGCAAGGGCCACGCUGUGGCAUCCACCUCUGUCCCUGUUCUCCGGGCUCGCUGCCAUCCACCUGGCCUCUCUUCCCCCUGGAUUUGGCACGGGGGCUCGUUGCCUGCCCCUGGCUCGAACACAUCGCCAGCCAAAGACUCCGCGCCGCCAUCCGCUUGGACCUUCAGGAACCGUCAAGUAACCUGUGUCGCACGGGAGGGUUGACGGCGGAGCCGCCCGCAGGUGGUUACGGGGACGUCUCUCGGACCUAGGGUCCCGCAGCUGUCCUGCCUCGGAAAAGUGCCGUCGGUAGAGCCCAGCAAGGUGUCGUUCUAUAGGGGGGGAUCUCCAGGCUGCGUGAGAGUUUGCGUCUGCUACGCUCUGUGAAACUAGAGGGCCUGAAUCUAGAGCAGGAGUCACGGACCCGGGACCUGGGGUUUAACAGGGCACACCUCCUCUCUCCUCAGUUCUCAUCCAUAACUCUCCCACCAACCGUCAGGAAGAGCCACUUUCCUCAGUUACCAACCCGUCAUUCAAUCAAGCAGUGGUAUUUUCCGAGUCCUUACUGUGUGCGGAGCACUGGACUGACCUAGGGCUGUUAAGGUGGUGCCGUGGUAAGAGAGGAAGGAGGGCAAGAGAGGCAUCUUGGGAGGGGGGAAUAGUGAGCCUCUUGGUUUGGAAAUACCUUAGUGACCCAGGUCACCCAGCCGCCAUCAGUCGAUUAUUGAGCGCUAAAUGUGUGCGGAGCACUGUGUAAGCGCGUGGGAGAGUAGAGUACAACAGUAUAACAGACACAUUCUCUGGACCCUUUCUUUGGCGAACACUGGGCAGCUGAGCCUCCCCCCUCCCACCUGUCCUUGGGAGCUUUGGAUUUCCAGGGGCUACCUUGAGCCCGUGGGGGUGGGAUCAAAGAAAGGGCUUCUGCCCGACCUAGCCUGAAGCAAACGUGCGACUCUGGAGAGUUGAAACCUAAUCAACUUUUUCGAUCCUCCAGGGCUAUAAGGGUGAAACUCCAGAAGGUGUUUGGGGCAAACGUGGAGGGAAGGGACAGGUGGGGAAAAAGAGUAAUUCCCGCCUUGGAGAAGCCCGCCACGCCCAAUUCCGAUGUUCCCGAGGAAGCGUGGUGGGCCUCCUCCCUGUUGACAGUGCUGAGCCGGGGCUGGGUGUGUGCUCUCUUGGAUCAAUUCCCGUGUGCUUGGUAACUGAGGAAGUUUGACCGGGGGCAGCUUAAGGGGCGAGGACAGAUACCCGAUAUCUGGCGUCUUGGAGUUAAUGAGUUUAGAAUGGAGCGAGAAAGCGUGUGUGCGUGUGAGAAGUAUGAGAAUUUGUAGAAAAUAGGGAUUUCUUGCCUGGAAGGGGUCCCCAGGACCUUUCAAGAGCUUUUGAAGCAGGUAUCCUUGUUCCCGGGGUGUUUCCCCAUGCUGCAGUUCUGAACACUCAACUCUCCAUUGCCCGGUCCUCCUCUGAAUGCCAUGCGAUGCAGGGACUUGACAUUUGUUGCCCACCUAGCUGGCCUAUGCACAGAGCACAAACACUGUUAAAUGCCUUUUGUAAAGAUGUGUUACCGCCCUCCGUGUGUCGAUUUUGAUUGCUUUUAUUAGUCUGGAGUUAUAUUUUGAUGCAGUGAAGACACUUUGUUUAUAUAUAAUGUUUCUAUAUUUUAAGAUUUGUGCCAAGAGAGUAUAUUUAAUAAAAAUUAAAAUGCC
Molecule: messenger RNA, 6172 nt
Organism: Ornithorhynchus anatinus (platypus)
Lineage: Eukaryota; Metazoa; Chordata; Mammalia; Monotremata; Ornithorhynchidae
Gene: SLC25A42
Product: solute carrier family 25 member 42
Exons: 9
Coding region: 211-1212 (333 amino acids)
Biological process (GO): transmembrane transport
Source: RefSeq, a predicted model, not a curated record